UCUGUUGCUCUGGUUCUAGCGGCUUCUGAUUGGCUGCUGCCGUACCGUCAGCCAAGAAGCAUCUGCGGCUCGCGCUGUGCCAGCUGUCCUCCUCGCGCACUCUGCUGGUGCUCGUUAACACACACAAGCUUGGCUGGAGGAGGGUGUAGGAAUCCGAAAAGGAAAAGGACUAUGGCUGCUAACAUGGGCUCCAUGCGUAUCCUCAUCAAAGGAGGGAAGGUGGUGAACGAUGACUUCACACAGGAAGCAGAUGUUUACAUUGAGAAUGGCAUCAUUCAGCAGGUGGGGAAGGAGCUGAUGAUCCCAGGUGGGGCCAAAGUGAUUGAUGCAACUGGAAAGUUGGUGUUACCUGGAGGGAUCGAUACCUGCGUGCAUCUGCAGGAGACGUUUAUGAACGCCAGCAUUCAGGAUGACUUCUACAGCGGCACCAAGGCGGCCCUGAUGGGUGGUACUACCAUGGUAAUGGCACUGGUUCUGCCUGAACAACACUGCUCCCUGCUGGACGCCUAUGAGAAGUGCAGAGCUAAGGCAGACGCUAAGGCGUGCUGUGAUUACGCUCUGCAUGUCGGGGUGACCUGGUGGGGACCAAAGGUACAUAAUGAAAUGGAGAGCCUGGUGAGGGAGCAUGGAGUGAACUCUUUCCAGAUGUUUAUGGCCUACAAAGACCUGAUGAUGCUGCGGGACUCAGAGCUCUACCAGGUGCUGCAGACCUGCAAAGACAUUGGGGCCAUCGCACGCGUCCACGCUGAGAACGGAGAGCUGGUGUCGGAGGGUGCCAAAGAGGCGCUUGAUUUGGGAAUCAGUGGACCAGAGGGGAUAGAGAUCAGUCGACCAGAGGAGCUGGAGUCUGAAGCUACUCACAGGGCAAUCACAAUCGCCAACCGGGCCCGCUGCCCCAUCUACCUUGUGAAUGUGUCCAGUAUGUCUGCUGGAGACAUGAUCGCUGCAGCCAAGAUGCAGGGUAAGGUGAUCCAUGCCGAGACCACAGUGGCCCACGCUGUUCUGAACGGGCUGCAGUAUUACCAUCAGGACUGGGCUCAUGCUGCCGCUCACGUCCUCGUCCCGCCUCUACGCCUGGACCCGAACACACCCAGCUACCUCAUGGGCCUGCUGGGAAAUGACACUCUGAGUGUCGUGGCUUCAGAGCACCGUCCAUUUCUCACCAAGCAGAGAGCUCUGGGCAAAGAAGAUUUCACUAAGAUCCCUCAUGGGGUGGUUGGAGUCCAGGACAGGAUGAGCGUCAUCUGGGAAAGAGGAGUGGUGACGGGAAAAAUGGACGAGAACCGUUUUGUAGCCGUGACCAGCUCCAAUGCUGCAAAGAUUUACAAUCUGUAUCCUCGUAAGGGACGUAUCGUCCCUGGAGCUGACGCUGACGUGGUGGUCUGGGACCCCGAUGCAACAAGGACGAUCUCUGUGAGCACUCAGGUGCAGGGCGGGGACUUUAACCUGUACGAGGGGAUGCGCUGCCACGGCGUGCCUCUAGUCGUCAUCAGCCGAGGUCGUCUGGUUUGUGAGAACGACGUGUUCAUGUGUGCCGAAGGGUCAGGGAAGUUCUACCCACAGCGCACCUUCCCGGACUUCCUCUAUAAGAAGAUGGUCCAGCGAGAAAAGAAUCAAGCUUAUAAAGGAGUAGACAGGGACCCCUACUCUGGAGAUGUGGCCAAGGUUGCAAACACGAUGAAGAAAGAGCUCUGUUUGGGCCCUAUAGACGGAGAUGCAGCCAACAAACUGGGUGGUCGGGUUCACCAGGGGGUCCGAGACCUGCACGAGUCCUCCUUUAGCCUCUCAGGCUCUCAAGUGGACGACCAUAUCCCGAAGAGGUCCUCGGCUCGGAUCCUGGCCCCCCCUGGCGGCCGCUCCAGUGGGAUUUGGUAAUCGGUGGUGCUGAAACUCCAGCGCUCCGAGCCUCUGUGUUUUAUUUUAUUUUUAAGCAACCAGGAAAAACUGCACUGAUUUUCAACCACAGAAUCUGAGUUUAAUGAAGAAAAUGAAUUCAAGCAUGAGUCCGGUAAUCAGCGGUUUGCAAACGUUACGUUUUGGUUUAAUUGGUGAGAACAAAAGCGAAGGAGCCAUCUAUAGAUAUAAAACGUUUCUCCAAACUCAAGCUAACCUUACUAAAAUGGAUCUGCUUUUCUUACACAGACACAAACCUGUGAAAGAUCAAAACCAGUACAGUUUUUGAUGGUUUAAACUGAAGUGAUGUUGACUGAAAUAUUUUUAAAAAAAGUAGGUGGAUUCUGUGAAAAACCAUUCAAACCUGUUCACACACAGCUCACUGUAAACACCAUUAGCUUUAUUCUGUUUGUGUUUAAACCACCUACUUCCUGCCGCGACACUGAGAGAGAGGGGUUUGGUUUCCAGCGGACCAACGGUGGUGUGGUGAUGAAAUCCAACUGCUUCGAACACCAUGUGAUCGUAGAGCUCCGUCUUGACUCUGACACAGAUCCUAUGAACACCCUGCCUGACCUGAAACGUAGCGAGCUCAUGGCUUUUCUGGAAUCUGAGGUUUAGUCUCAGUUAUGAUUUCACUAAAGCUAAAUGUCUGCAUCCUCAUCAUCCUAUCUGUGGGUUUAAAAACCUCACAGGGCAAAUAAAGGCAUGACUUAAUGUUCACUGUUGUCAUGGGGGAAGGCUUCUGCUGUAGUAUUUUUCUGCUAACCCAAAUCAAGACAGUAAGGGUUAUUGUGAUUCACAUCAAUAGAGGAGGAAUGCAUUCUCCUCAUUCCAGAGAUUACUGGAAAACAAUAAACACAAAAGCCUUGUUUCCCUAAAGAUUAAACCAGACUGAUGCCUUUUUAUUCGGCCUGUUUUAAACAGGUUUUUAAACAUAAAUUAUUCUAUUAAACAUCGAUGUAUAGUCAUCAUUAUCCCCUUAGUCACAGGGACCAAUGUCGCAAAUACAUCAGUGCUUAUAGCGAAAGAGCUGUGGUUGCUAACAAUUUAAGGUUAAAACUGGAAUAGAUUUUCCAUCACUUAUUUGACUAAGCUUUUGUUUAUUUACCUUUCAGUGUUGCUUUAUGACACAAAAAAAUGACCUGUGUCCUGUUAGAGCUGCUUCCACAUCAAGUCUCAACAGGAUCCAUGUGUUAAUUCUUAUCUCUACUAUUUAAAAAAUAGGAUCAGUCAUUGUUGUAAAAGCAUUGCAUCGCCAACAGAUAACUUUUAAGACAACCAGUUUCAGAGCAAAGAAACCUCUAGAUUUCAGCAGCAUCGGAUCUUGUCAUGACCUGUGGGUGAAGCUCUGUGUUUGUAGGGAUUGUUGUUAGAGCGGUGUUUCUCCACGGUGCAGGAAGACUGAGCUGCACACACUGAAGGCCGAAGAAAACCACAGAUCCUCUCACCUCUUGGUGACAUCUCACUCCUGCCAACCAGUGUUAUAUUAUACAUGAACAUGUAUUUUUGUCUGGUACUAUAUAUAUUUUGAAAUGUUUAUUUUCUUUUUGUUGAAUGAAUAAAUGUGCCAUUGGGAAUCACCUGUGCCACACUGUUAAUGCAUGGAGAGCAACACUCAGAGAGGCUAAAGUCUCCGAUAUCCCACAGAUUCAUAAAAACUGGUGCUUUUUUCUAGGACAAGGUUAUUUUAUUGUUGGGUGUUUAUUUGUUUUGUUGAAGGCACUGUGACUGCUCGAUGAUUUUGUGUGUAGACUCUUGUUGUGUUGGAAAGUGAACCUGUUGUAUCUGUAAGUGGUUGCUUGUUUCUUACCACAAGAAUAACAGCAAAUAAACGAAGAACAACAUAAAAA
This is a messenger RNA of Nothobranchius furzeri (turquoise killifish), 3743 nucleotides long. RefSeq names its product dihydropyrimidinase-related protein 5. The record is from RefSeq and is a predicted model, not a curated record. Gene Ontology annotation, cellular component: cytoplasm. Lineage: Eukaryota; Metazoa; Chordata; Actinopteri; Cyprinodontiformes; Nothobranchiidae. Gene Ontology annotation, molecular function: hydrolase activity, acting on carbon-nitrogen (but not peptide) bonds.